Zasmidium cellare ATCC 36951 is the source of this 2637-nucleotide messenger RNA. RefSeq lists its product as uncharacterized. Gene Ontology annotation, cellular component: pericentric heterochromatin; nucleus. The record is from RefSeq and is a predicted model, not a curated record. The transcript has a single exon. Gene Ontology annotation, biological process: negative regulation of gene expression via chromosomal CpG island methylation; pericentric heterochromatin formation; DNA methylation-dependent constitutive heterochromatin formation. Lineage: Eukaryota; Fungi; Ascomycota; Dothideomycetes; Mycosphaerellales; Mycosphaerellaceae. Gene Ontology annotation, molecular function: ATP binding; chromatin binding; ATP-dependent chromatin remodeler activity. The coding region runs from base 1 to 2637 and encodes 878 amino acids.
AUGUCUUCAGAGCCCGCCCAAUCUGCGGCGUCGACGCCACCGACAUCGCCCGAAGCAAGAGAUGGGCUUACAGACGCAAUGGAGAAGGAGGAGGCGAAAAUGGCAGAAGCACGACGGAAACAAGAUGAGAAGCGUGAACGGCAGAUGGCCGCAGAGCGAGAAAAGGAUAUCAAGGACGGACCAGAAGCCGUGGAUACCAAAUAUAAAGCACUCGAGUACCUGCUGAGCCAGAGCAAGCUAUACUCGGCCAUCAUGCUGGAGCAAAUGACGCAGCAAGAGAAGGCAGAUGAAGCAAGAGAUGAGAAGAGCAAGAAACGUGCGCAGAAGAAGGAAGAAAAGGCAGAGCAAGCUGCACAGGCGAGCCAAAAGAGAGCGACAAGAACAGCGGCGGCAACCGAAGACUCGACGCAAAAUGCGCAGAACGAAUCGCCCAAGAAAGAGCUUCCACGAAGAGGAAAGCCUGCAAAGAGCACGAAAGGCGGGAAGAUAUCUGACUACAUGAAGAAGGACGAUGUCAAGGUAAAAGCUGGAAAGACUUCAAUUACAGAGGCUCUGGCAGAAGAGACGAAAGACGAUGUCAAGCCAAGCGAGAUUGGUAUGCAGGACCUGCGAUCUGCAAAGCAACCUGAUCUGGUUACUGGAGGUCUCAUGCGAACGUAUCAGUUGGAGGGACUGGACUGGCUCACAUCGCUGUAUGAGAAUGGACUAAAUGGCAUCCUGGCCGACGAGAUGGGGUUGGGUAAAACAAUCCAAACUAUCUCUUUCCUUGCUUUUCUGAGGGAGAAGGGAGUCAAUGGACCGUUCCUGAUCGCAGCACCUCUCAGUACGACCAGCAAUUGGGUUGCCGAGUUCAAGAAGUGGACUCCAGAGAUUCCUGUCCUGCUCUACCAUGGAAGCAAGCAGGAAAGAGAAGAGCUUAGGCGCAAAAGACUGCGAAAUCCUGGAAGUACCGACUUUCCAGUCAUUUGCACCAGCUAUGAGAUUUGCAUGAACGACAGGAAACAUCUUGCCCAUUACGGAUGGAAGUUCAUCAUCAUCGACGAAGGCCAUCGAAUCAAGAACCUCAACUGCCGGUUGAUCCGUGAGCUGCAAUCCUACCAGUCUGCGAACCGACUGUUGAUCACGGGCACCCCUCUGCAGAACAAUCUGGCUGAGCUUUGGUCUCUUCUCCACUUUCUGAUGCCUAGCAUCUUCGACAAACUGGAAACUUUUGAGUCGUGGUUUGACUUCAGUGCCUUGAAGGAAAAGAAUGGCUACGAACAGAUCCUCUCCGAGGACAGGAAGAAGAACCUAGUCGCAAGCCUUCACGCCAUCUUGAAGCCGUUCUUACUUCGUCGUGUGAAGGCUGAUGUUGAGACUGCAUUGCCUAAAAAGAGAGAAUAUGUGCUAUAUGCGCCCCUGACACAAACACAGCGAGAGCUAUACCAAGAGAUUCUUGAAGGUAACAGCCGUGCCUACCUCGAAAACAAGAUGGUAGAAAGCCUCAGCAGGAGUGCGACGCCAACGAGUACACGCAGCAGAAGUCUGAAGCGCAAGGCUAUGGACGGAGCAUCAACGCCCAACAAGAGCGCCAAAUCGAGCCGAGCUUCUACUCCUGCGACCACCAACAGUACUGGUGGUCGAUCUCGGAAAGCGAAGAAAAAUCAGAAGUAUGAAGAAGUGUCGGAUACCAAGUACUUCCAGCAGCUCGAAGAGGACCCUUCGUCAGCAGCUGAAGACCUCGACGACGAAGAAGACGAAGAGGAAACAGAACGAGCAAAGACACUGGAACUUGCAAAGCGCGAGAUUGGGCAGAAGAAGCUUCAAAACCCGGUGAUGCAAUUACGACAAUGCUGUAACUCGCCGCACAACUUUUACUAUCCUUUCGACUACGACGACAACACUCCCGUCGAUGAGACACUUGUCACUGAGUCUGGCAAGAUGCUACUACUGGAUCGACUGCUGCCUGAACUGCUUGACAAAGGUCAUAAGGUGUUGAUUUUCUCCCAAUUCAAGACGCAGCUAGACCUCCUAGACACAUACUGCAGAGAGCUCCGCAACUGGUCCACCUCACGAAUCGACGGCUCUGUCGCGCAGACCGAUCGCCAGCAGCAGAUCCUCGACUUCAAUGACCCCAAGAGCGAUGUCAACGUCUUCUUACUCUCCACGCGCGCGGGCGGUCAAGGCAUCAACCUCGCUGCAGCCGACACAGUGCUGCUCUUCGACAGCGAUUGGAAUCCGCAGCAGGAUCUCCAAGCGCAAGAUCGAGCACACAGAAUCGGACAAACGAGGCCAGUGAUCGUCUACCGCUUCGCAACAAAAGGCACCGUCGAGCAGAUGCUGCUAGAAAAGGCAGACAGCAAGCGACGCCUGGAAAAACUCGUAAUCCAAAAAGGCCGAUUCCGAAGCAUGCGCGGCGAAGGCGUUGGCGCCGACUUCGCAGAGCUGCAGAAACUGCUUGGAAAAGACGACGGCGAGCGGAUCGAUAUCGCCGAAGGGAAGGGGUUACUGAGCGAUGAGGAUCUUGCGAUUUUGACGGAUAGGAGUGAGGAGGCGUUUGAGAGGGCGGAGAAGGGCUUGGAUGUUGCUGGGGAGGUGUUUAAGGCGGUGCAGACGAAGUCGGAUGGGAAUGGGCUUUUGGAGAGUUUGCAGAAGUGA